Molecule: messenger RNA, 1548 nt
Organism: Anneissia japonica
Lineage: Eukaryota; Metazoa; Echinodermata; Crinoidea; Comatulida; Comatulidae
Product: proteasome subunit alpha type-2
Exons: 5
Coding region: 122-829 (235 amino acids)
Biological process (GO): ubiquitin-dependent protein catabolic process
Cellular component (GO): proteasome core complex; proteasome core complex, alpha-subunit complex
Source: RefSeq, a predicted model, not a curated record
CAAUGACUUUCUGUUUAUGCAUGCGCUGGGUAUUUUAUUUCGGUCACAGUAAAGUUUAGGUCUCUCUAACGACGUAAAUAGGCUGUUUUAUAACUACUUGAUUGAUAGCUGUUUAAUUAACAUGACUGAGCGAUACAGCUUUUCAUUAACUACAUUCAGUCCAUCAGGUAAGCUUGUGCAGAUUGAGUAUGCACUUAAUGCUGUCGCUGCAGGAGCACCUUCAGUUGGUAUCAAAGCAUCAAAUGGUGUCGUCAUAGCAACAGAGAAAAAGCAGAAAUCGAUUCUUUACGAUGAACAUAGCAUUAAUAAAGUAGAAAUGAUUACAAAGAAUAUUGGCAUGGUUUAUAGUGGAAUGGGUCCUGAUUACCGAGUAUUGGUGAGAAGAGCACGGAAGCUGGCUCAACAGUACUUUAUGGUUUAUCAAGAACAAAUACCGACAGCUCAACUCGUACACAAAGUGGCAUCAGUCAUGCAAGAGUACACACAAUCAGGUGGUGUGAGGCCAUUUGGUGUGUCUUUGCUGGUAGCCGGAUGGGACGAUGAUGAUCAUAAACCUUUCCUUUUCCAAUGUGAUCCGUCAGGAGCAUACUUCCCAUGGAAAGCAACAGCAAUGGGAAAGAAUUUUGUCAAUGGCAAAACUUUCCUUGAAAAGCGUUACAAUGAAGAUCUCGAAUUGGAUGAUGCAGUGCACACAGCUAUUCUCACACUUAAGGAGAGUUUUGAAGGCCAAAUGACAGAGGAUAACAUUGAGAUUGGAAUUUGUAAUGAUGGUGGUUUCAGACGUUUACCUCCAGCUGAAGUUAGAGACUACCUAGCGUCGAUAGCUUAGAAAAAUAAAGACACAAAUGUUAGUUUUAUAUUAAGUUUAAAAAACACAAAAUUCACUCCACAAACUUGAUUGUUAAUGCUAUGAAAAAUCGAGGAUAAAAUUGUUAGUUACAGAUUGAAUAUUGUAAAUGGUAUGGAGGCCAUUUAGUACUUUCUUAAUUAUGACUCACUAUGACAAAACCCUACUUUUGUAAUCUUUUAAAAAACCAAAAUUGAGUUGGGUUGUUUGCCAUCCAAUUUUCCUACCUUAGCAUAUGUUCUGUAGUUUUGUGAAUAUCAUUACAUGAUGAAUGGCCCCUUAUUCAUCAUGAUUGAGCAGAUAUUGACGUUAGGGUGGGGGAAAAGGCUACUGACAAUUUGAGAUGGUUUGAAUUAACACUUACCUUAGCCCAAUCAUAAAAAUUCUGACACUAAAAGUCCUUACCAGUGUGGGUCAUUUAAUAAUAUCUGUGAAAUGCUACAAUAAUGUAUGUAUUACAAACAGCACAACCAUUUAAUCCUCACAUUUUAAACCUCGUAUUUACUAAAUCAGUUGCAUAAUGAAAUAAAUGUUUUCUACAUCUUGGCUUGAUGGUACAAAACCAUCAAGACACGAAGAAAAGGCAUGAUGUUUUAUUUAUAUAAAUCUUUUUUGUUUACAUUCUCUUUAAAUUUGAAAACAUAAGUACUUUACUGUACCAUAACAUUUUCUUUGAAUACUGAAAGUCUACCAUAUUUCUG